Penicillium malachiteum is the source of this 570-nucleotide messenger RNA. Its product is annotated as mitochondrial 54S ribosomal protein mL40. Gene Ontology annotation, biological process: mitochondrial translation. Bases 1 to 570 code for a protein of 189 amino acids. The transcript has 2 exons. Lineage: Eukaryota; Fungi; Ascomycota; Eurotiomycetes; Eurotiales; Aspergillaceae. Gene Ontology annotation, molecular function: structural constituent of ribosome. The record is from RefSeq and is a predicted model, not a curated record.
AUGCGGUCUCUAUCACCAGCUCUCGCGUCUCUCGCGAAUGUAUUCCGUAUCCCCAUGACGCUCGCACCAUCGCGUCCUUCCGUUACCCGUGCAUGCCACGAGACCCUCGCCCGCCGAGCAUCACAACCUGGCCCGAUCACCGCGGCCGUGCAAACCGCUUCCUUCUCAUCGACAACCUCUCUGGCCAAGCGCAAGGAGAGCCGAUCCAACGUGGACAAGCGAAUCACUCUUAUCCGCUACUUCCUUCACCACCCUCUUACUCCCCGUCCUCUCCGCUUUUCCCGUAACCGUUACCUCCGUCACUGGACUAUUCACCGCGCUUGGCAACUCUUCCAGGCGAAGCAGCGCACCAACCAGCAGCUAGAGCUUCAGCGUCAAUACCAGAGCAUGCAAUCUGCGUGUGAGGAGCUGCGAACUGGUGCUGGAGAUGGUGGCAAGCUUUUCCGCAAGUCCAUGAACAAGAAGGGUAUCUUUAAUGAUAUGUUUCCUAUUGAGUACGGACGUAUGCAGACAGAUUACCCACCUGCUGAGGGGUGGAACCAUGAUUGGAAGAGGAUUGAGAAGAAAUAA